AAGAGGGCGUGUCUUGUAGCUUUACAAAAGAAUGCGAGAUAAUGGCUGCAAUGUUUUCAGCUCUACGAGAUGACGCUAACUUGAGGGAGUUUGUGCUGGAGAAUGUGGAGCACUUUGGAGAGGAGAGAGUUCUAGGAACUGGCUCCUAUGGCUCUGUUCAAGAGGUGAAGAUCAAUGGUGAGGUGUAUGCAGCCAAGAAGAUCCACGAGGUUCUCCUGGAGACGGACGAGCGUGGUGGAGUGGCCAACAUAGCUGGGAACUACCACCGAGAGUGUCGACUCAUGGCUCGCAUCCGUCACCCAAACAUCACCCAGUUCAUUGGACUGUGCUUCGUGACUGGCUCUCGACUGCCCCUCCUGGUCAUGGAGAGGCUGGACUCAAGUCUGGACGAUCUCCUGGAGUCCACCCCCAACAUCCCCCUCUCUGUCACCCAGUACAUUCUGGUCUGUGUGGCUCGAGGGUUGCUCCACCUGCAUCGUGAGUUCGUGAUCCAUCGUGACCUCACUGCCAGGAACGUCCUGCUGACGGCAUCUCUGAGAGCCAAGAUCACAGACUUUGGUAACUCUCGUAUCGUGAAUCUGGAGCCUGGUCGACUGGCCAGGACUCUGACGAGGUUUCCUGGGACACUGGUGUACAUGCCGCCCGAGGCCCUCUCUGACAGAGGCCACAGUGUGUACGGACCCAGUCUGGACGUCUUCUCUUUCGGAGUGCUGCAAUUGUUUGCGCUCACACAAGUGUUUCCAGGAGAUCUCCUUGCCCCCACGUACAGCGACCCCAACAACCCAGACCACCUCCUGGCUCGCUCAGAGUUUGAGCGUCGAGGUCCCUACACGGCUCUCCUUAAGAGGAGUCUGGCGGGUGGACGUAAGCACCCUCUGUUUGGUCUGGUGAGGGAGUGUUUGGCCAACACCCCAGAGAGAAGACCGACCACCGCUGAGCUCCUCUCGUCUCUGGAGGAGGUGGGGAGAGAGAUGGACGGAGAACUGCUCCAGCUGGACAUUGCACGAGUGAAGACUGCCAGGACCCUCAGGGAAAAGGAGAAGAGGAUAGAGGCUCUACAGAGAGAGGUGGUCGAGAAGGACAGGAUAUUGGAGAGGAAAGAUGAGCAAAUAGUACAAAAAGAUGAGCAAUUAACUGAGAAAGAUGAACUUCUGGCACAAAAAGAUGACCAACUGGUGCAAAAAGACAACCAACUUGAACAGAAAGACGCACUUCUAGUAACAAAGGAUGUUCAAGUAGCCGACAAAGAUACUCAACUUGCUAGACAGCAAGAGAUAUUGAAUAGUGUCCGUGCCACCAAAGAUGGUAUGAUUGCUGACAAGAACAGACAACUCAGUGAACAAGAAGAGUCAAGGAUCACUGAUCUCAUUUCCCAGAGAGAGGCUGCUCUAGUUGAGAGGGACGCUCUCUCACAGGCACACAGGGAACAGAUUGAGCACAAAGAUGCUGAGCUGGUCAGGAGAGACGCCAUCAUUCAACAGCAAAGACAGAUAUUGAAUAGUGUCCGUGCUAAUGCUGCCACCAAAGAUGAUGUGAUUGCUGACAAGGACAGACAACUCAGUGAACAAGAGUCAACGAUCACUGAUCUCAUUUCCCAGAGAGAGGCUGCUCUAGUUGAGAGGGACGCUCUCUUACAGACACAUAGGGAACAGAUUGAGCACAAAGAUGCUGAGCUGGUCAGGAGAGACGCCAUCAUUCAACAGCAGAGACAAGAUCCUCCUCCCAGAGAGUUGAGAACUCCACUCACUCUGAAAUGGAGAAGAGGGAAAAACAUGCCAAUCAAGAUGGGCAGCUCGGUACAGAGUGUUGUUAUCGGUGACAUGGUGUAUGUCGGUGGAGGCAAUGCAGUCAGUGAUCGUGACGGAUGUACAGUGAUGAAGCUCGAGCAAAAUCAAUGGACCAAACUACCAGAGUACACUGCCAAAUGGUUUGCUAUGACGUCACACGCUAAUCGACUAGUGCUGGUGGGAGGACUUGACACACGAAACAACAAACGAACCAAUCAAUUUUCUAUAUUUGAGUCAGAGGAAUGGACUCAUCCGUACCCACUAAUGAACAUUGCUCGUUAUUCCUCAACAGCUGUCUCCUUCAACAACCACAUCAUUGUAGCUGGUGGGGUUGAUGGUAAAGGACAAACCUCCUCUGUGGAAGUGUUGGACGUGGCAUCAAGAAGAUGGUACAUUGCUCAGUCACUACCUAACCCACGAGCAGUACUGAAAUCAACUGUCAUAGGAAACACCCUCUACCUAAUGGGAGGGUUCGAUCACACUAGGAGGGCAACCAAGACAGUGCACCACGUCGACCUCAAUGAACUGAUUGCAAAGGCCCUUUCCAACCUGGACACACCCACUCUCUGGCAAACCUUACAGGAAGUACCACUCGAGCGUUCAGCCCCUCUCAGUAUUGGGAGGUCACUAUUAACCGUUGGUGGAGCGAACGACAAAAUCUUAACAAGUUCAUCGAUCCACCUCUACCAGCCUGACACCAGGAGGUGGGUGAAAGUGGGAGAUCUGCCUACUGCACGAUACUACUCCACAUGCUCAGCACUUCCUAAUGGAGAGGUUAUUGUAGCCGGAGGAGAGACAAACGCUGAUUACAUUCAAACUGUGAACUUCUUGUCAAUAAGUUUAAUUGUUUUGUUUUGUACAUAAUUUGUCAUGUUAACAACAACAAUAAUUAUACAUGAUGUUUUUUCAUGUUGUGAGAAAUGCUUUUCUAUCGUAUAAUCAUUUUUCCAAAAAAGUU
Messenger RNA from Halichondria panicea, 2745 nucleotides. RefSeq names its product mitogen-activated protein kinase kinase kinase kinase 4-like. Bases 42 to 2651 code for a protein of 869 amino acids. Gene Ontology annotation, biological process: protein phosphorylation. Gene Ontology annotation, molecular function: protein binding; ATP binding; protein serine/threonine kinase activity. The record is from RefSeq and is a predicted model, not a curated record. The transcript is spliced from 9 exons. Lineage: Eukaryota; Metazoa; Porifera; Demospongiae; Suberitida; Halichondriidae.